AAGUUACCGCCAUUUUAGGUUUAGGCGCGCGGCGUGCUCGGUUGUGCGUCUUAAGUGGGCUAGCGUUGUUUUUCCUUCCCUUUCUUUUCAGCGCGGUUAUAUUUACACUUUAUCGUUUUAAAAGGUGAGUAAAUAGGUGAGUAGCAGAGAUGAGUUACGGUAGACCUCCGCCCGACGUUGAGGGCAUGACCUCGCUGAAAGUGGACAACCUGACUUACCGAACCUCGCCUGAGACGCUGCGGCGCGUUUUCGAGAAGUACGGCCGCGUCGGAGACGUGUACAUCCCGAGAGAUCGGUAUACGAAGGAGAGCCGCGGGUUCGCCUUCGUGCGCUUCCACGACAAGCGAGACGCCGAGGACGCGAUGGACGCCAUGGACGGCGCGCUGCUGGACGGACGCGAGCUUCGCGUGCAAAUGGCGCGCUACGGCCGACCGCCGGAUUCGCACUACGGCCGUCGCGGAGGACCUCCGCGCAGAUACGGCGGGUACGGACGGAGGAGUCGCAGUCGCAGCCCCAGGCGCAGGAGGCACAGCCGUUCCCGCAGCAGGAGUCGCUCCCGCUCCAGAAGCAGAUCUCGCUACAGCCGCUCCAGAUCCAAGUCCUACUCCCGGUCUCGCUCCCGCUCUAAGAGCCGCACACCCCGCAGGAGCAAAUCCAAAUCUCCUUCCAGGUCCCGAUCCAGAUCUAAGUCCAAGUCUCCUUCCAGGAGUCGCAGUCCCCGCUCGAACAGAGCGUCCAAAUCCAAGUCGAGGUCCAGGUCCAGGAGCAGACCCAAAUCCCCCGAGGCCAACGGAGCCACCCAGGAGUCAUGAGCGCGAGUUCAGGUAAACACACACCUGCAGGAAAGUGACCUCUGGGUAUUUUAUUGUUGAAGUUUUUUACUCUUAUUAAUCAAUCCUGAACCAAACAUCUAAUCUUUCAACAAUUACUUCUACAUAUCUGUAAGAACAUCCCCAGAUUGCUUUAAAUGGUAAAGACUUAUGCUUUAUCUUAAAGUGGGGUUCUUGCACAGGUCUGGGAAAUGAAAGGAAUUCAUUUGUAGAGCUGGAAAAUGCUCUGCAAAGUAGUACAUGGCCAAAAUUUUAUUUUCUGUACAGACUCCAGUAUGGUUUUAAAAAAAAAAAGGUAAAUAUUAUGAAGCUUUCCUCCUUAAAGAAGAAACGCUGUAUACAACGGGCAAGAACCCAGACAAGUUUAUCAGCUGUAACAAGGGAGGGGGAUCUAGAUAUAGCGAAUGAUGCAGGUGUAUUUUGGAUUUAGUGCUUUGUGUCAUGGCAGUACAUUCGUGAAUUAUUUGGGAAUGCAUGACUAUUUAUUUAAAAAAAAAAAAAAACACGCACACAACCGGAACCCGGUUUCGGAUCCACGGAAGGUAAAGCCGUAAGUAUUUCUUUAUUUGCAACCAAUAGAUUGUGGGUGGUAAACGUUUUUACCUUAAUGUGGAAUUCUUUCCUCCAAGCUGCUGAUUCCUGUAUGCAAAAGAGGAGUUUGGGGGCAGUUUGAGAGCAGUUAGUGUGUGGUCCGACCGUUGGCUGCCUGCUGCUGCUUGGCGGUUGCUAUGGAGCAGGUCGGUCUCAUUGAGUGUUGAGGUGGUGUUGAGGUACGUUCGAAGGACGACGGACUGAGGCCUUUUUCCAUCUUCCUUGUCACACGCCCAUAGACGAAAGCAGGACAGAGAACACCCAAAAACAGCAGGAUGCUUUCUCAAAGCUCGUGUACAGUCAGCGAAGUACUGAAAAUGUUUAUGGUUUAUUUUCAGCGUUUGCUGACGUCAUAACGUCGCUUUCAGAAAGGCAUCCCCUACCCCCAGGUUUUGCUCAUUUCAUUGAGGUUACUCAACACCAAUAAGGGUUAAUGAUUUAAGUUGAGCAACUCUACAACAGACUCGUUGCUCACUAGACAAGUGUAAAAGGCUUGCUUUUUUUUUUGGUAAGCACAGGAUUUUUUUAUUUACAAAAAAAUUUUUUUUUUUUAAAUUGAAGCUGGCCAAAAGUGACUAGUGCUUAGUCAGCAACCGCUGCUUUUACGGAAAUAUAGGAACUAUACAAGCUUCUCUGUGCUUGUAUAAUUAAAAAUCGUCUACCUUGACUUCUUUAAAACUCACUGACUCUUUUCUUUCCCAGAUGAUGUCAGAUGAAUGAGUCUUCAUUCCGAGGAUCACUUCGAAAGGAAAAGUCCAUCUGAGGAUUUCUAAAUUCACCUUGUCAGACCAAAAGGUUGUUGCAAACUCGGUCUACAUCUUUUUAAAACCUUCUUUUUUUUUUUUUUGCCUUUGUUUAGUUGACCAGAAAUUUCUGUACCGUAUUCUGAAGUGUGAUCAUCUUGAAUUGAAUAUUUGCGCUUAAGUGAGAUUCUUAGGUGGAAAGUUUUUCCCUUUUUUUUUUUUUUUUGUUGCUAGUUUGUGCAUUUUGUUUAGUACUUGAUGUUAAGUAAUCGCCCAGCCAAUAAAGUAAGUUCAUUUUCAAUUCAUUACGUCUUUUUCUUUAAUGCAGUGUGUACUCAAGUCUGUAAUGUAAUAAAGCUGUUUUUUUUUUUUUCAUCUCUGUAUGGAAACCGGCCAGAUGUUUAGCCCUAGCACAUGCAAGUGUGUCGCAAUUUGGAUAAAUGCUUUCCAUGUGAAAUCAAAAUCACAUUCUCUACCUGAAUUUGGGGGUUUAUUUUUUUCUUGUGUGUUAUCUGCUUAUUUGGCAUAUCUGUGAUUUUCUAAUGCUCUCCCUUGUGUAUCUUUUGUGCACUAGGCGCAGUUGCGCAGCAGUUGAGUAUUGCUGGUUAGCUGUUAAGGUGGCGUGUUGCAGUGCAGAGUGCUUGGCUGUUUCCAGUAUUCUCCUGAUUGCUCCCGUGUAACGCCUUGAUUUGACGAUUUUUAAAGCUGCAGCAGAAUGACCUGCGCGGGUCCUUCCUGCAAACCUUUCGUUCGAUAAAUUUACGCAUUGGGAGGUAGUGCACCAACAUUAUCACGUCAAUUUUCAACGGCAGAAUUUUGUUCUUUGUGGAAACGUUCACAGCUGUAAGCUCCAUGUGAAUGCUAAUAAACCUUUUUUUGUGUUAA
Molecule: messenger RNA, 3049 nt
Organism: Ictalurus furcatus (blue catfish)
Lineage: Eukaryota; Metazoa; Chordata; Actinopteri; Siluriformes; Ictaluridae
Gene: srsf2a
Product: serine and arginine rich splicing factor 2a
Exons: 2
Coding region: 150-812 (220 amino acids)
Molecular function (GO): RNA binding
Source: RefSeq, a predicted model, not a curated record